This is a messenger RNA of Prunus armeniaca (apricot), 192 nucleotides long. NCBI's taxonomy places the organism in Eukaryota, Viridiplantae, Streptophyta, Magnoliopsida, Rosales, Rosaceae. The record is from the annotation of a GenBank genome assembly.
AUGAGGCCCAGAUUCAUUAGGCCUGUCAAAUUUAUAAAGACACGGCAUAGCAACUGCCUUAGAUCAUGGCUUCUCGGGCCACCUGCGAUGACGACUGGUAACAAACUGGUAAAGUUGCUUGAGGAUAUCAUGGAUGACAUCAGAAUACUAAUAUUCAUGGAUACUAAGAAAGGAUGUGAUCAAAUCACUUGA